CCAUUCAUAAUAUCGCGCUUCGUUUAACUAUACAUUGAACUAAAAUGCGUGAAUUAUUACUCGAUAAUCCAAACAAAACUGUAGAAAUUCUACCAAAUAAAUGCGGAAAAAACGACUUUCUCAAAACAAUUCUACAAUCAAAUCAAAAAAUAUCAGUAGAACUGUCUCCAAAUCACUCAUUCCAAUGUGAUAUUCUACAAAGGAUUCGUCCAACGUUUGUGUCCAUAACGUGGCUUGGAAACCUACAUCUAGACCUUCCAGUUGAGCAAAUUCCUGCUGUGAUUUUAGCAAAGCAAUUUUGUGAUCAAAACUAUUCAGUGUUGUUGCAUUUGACUGGCAGAAAUUUAAAAAAAGAGCGGAUGAUGAAGAUUUUGGAGCAUCUCAAGGAGGUUGGUGUCAAGAAUAUUUUGGCCUUACAAGGAGAUAGACGUCAUAUUCUAGAACCAGAUGAUACUAAAUGUGAUUUUCCUUAUGCUUCUGAUUUGGUAAUGUUUAUUAAAAAAAAAUUUGGAGAUGAUUUUUGUGUAGGAGUUGCAGGAUAUCCUGAUGUUCAUCCAAAUAAUCACAACUUAGAGGAGGAUUUAAAUGUUUUACAGUGCAAAGUAUCAAACGGGGCCGAGUUUAUAGUAACUCAAGCCACAUUCGACUUUGAAGCGUUAGAAAAUUUUGGCUUGGCUUGCAGGAAGCACAACAUUAAUAUCCCAAUAAUACCUGGAAUUUUUGUAAUAAAAUCCUACCAGACAUUAGUUGCAAUGCAAAAAUAUUGCGAAUUUAAAAUAACUAAAAAUGUCUUGGAUUUUGUUCAAGAGAAUCGGGAUAAUGAUGAAGUUAUUGCCAAUUAUGGGGUUGAUUUCGCGAUCGAUUUUAUCAAAAGAUGUUUGGAUAGAAAGGAGCUUUUUAGUGCUGUGCAUAUGUUUUCUAUGAAUAAUAUUGAGGACUUGGAAAAAGUUAUUUUGAGAUUAUAAUAAUGUCGGCUUUAAGGCAACACCUUAUACAAAUUUUGAUCUUUACAGUGUGUCAAUAAGUUAUAUUGGAAAUGAAUUAUAAAACACGUUUAUUAUAUACAAUUUGCUUUAUUUUUAUUUUCCUUAAUCCAUUGAUUGAUUUGAAAGGGGAUGAGCCUUUACAGGCAUCACGUAGAAGCGUUACUCUUGAUGCAGCCCUGUCUUACCUAAGGAGCCCGCAACUGUUAAGAAGGGUGCAGACCCGCUCAGGCCAGAUAUGCUCCAGGUUCCAGGAAACUGUACCAGAGUGACA
Ceutorhynchus assimilis (cabbage seed weevil) is the source of this 1257-nucleotide messenger RNA. The record is from the annotation of a GenBank genome assembly. NCBI's taxonomy places the organism in Eukaryota, Metazoa, Arthropoda, Insecta, Coleoptera, Curculionidae.